Dendrobium catenatum is the source of this 1814-nucleotide messenger RNA. RefSeq names its product pentatricopeptide repeat-containing protein At4g16470. The record is from RefSeq and is a predicted model, not a curated record. The transcript is spliced from 2 exons. Bases 8 to 1162 code for a protein of 384 amino acids. NCBI's taxonomy places the organism in Eukaryota, Viridiplantae, Streptophyta, Magnoliopsida, Asparagales, Orchidaceae. Gene Ontology annotation, biological process: RNA modification. Gene Ontology annotation, molecular function: RNA binding; protein binding.
UUAAAUUAUGUACGCGCACAAAAUCUUCAAAUCUCUCUGCUUAUACGGAAGACUAGACGAAGCCGUCAAAAUCCUUUGCUGCAGUGGCUCGGCCAUCUCUCCUCCAACCUUCUCUCUCGUCCUCCAAGAAACCAUUCACCGGCGAGAAUUCAAGCUCGGAAAGGCAAUCCACGCCCAUAUCUUAGCCACUGGAUUUACCCCAGGCAAGUAUCUCAACACCAAGCUUAUCAUUCUUUAUGCUAAAGCCGGCGAGUUGAAUGCUGCGCGCCACUUGUUCGAUCAAAUGCCUGAUCCAAAUCUCUUCGCAUACAAUGCAAUGAUCUCCGGCUACGUGCACAAGGGCUUGGAGCCCCAUGGUUUGAAGCUCUACUACUCGAUGCGUGACAAUGGUUUGGAUCCUGACCAGUUCACCUUCUCAUCAGUUUUCCAUGCCUGUGCUGGAUUGGCCUCUCUGGAGCACGGCAGGCGAGCACAUUGUGUUAUGAUCAAGAGGAAAAUGAUGGCCAAUAUAGUUGUCAGCAGCGCUCUUGUCGAUAUGUACUUGAAAUGCAGUAAUUUGGAUGAUGCACGACAAUUAUUUGAUAGAUUGCCAUACAGAAAUGUGAUAACUUGGACAGCUCUGAUUUCUGGUUAUGGCCGGCAUGGGAAAGUAAGGGAUGUGAUUGAGCUGUUCCAUCAGAUGAUAGAAGAAGGUUUCAGGCCGAAUUCAGUCACUUUUCUUUCUCUUCUCUCAGCCUGUAGCCAUGGAGGUCUUGUUCAUACUGGAUGGAAGUAUUUCGUUUCCAUGAUUGAAGAUUAUGGCUUCAGGCCAAAGAAGGAACAUUAUGCAGUGAUGGUCGAUAUGAUGGGUCGAGCCGGGAGGUUGAAUGAGGCAUAUGAAUUAGUUUGUAACUCGCCUUGUAAAAACCAUUCAGUGGUUUGGGGAGCUUUGAUUGGAGCUUGCAGAAACCAUGGAGAUGUUGAGAUGGUGAAGGUUGCAGCAAGUAAAUUCUUCAAGAUGAGUCCAGAAAAUGUUGGCAAGUAUGUGGUGGUUUCUAAUGCCUUUGCUGCUUCUGAAAUGUGGGAGAAGGCUGCUGAUGUUUGGGAAAGACUUGGUAGAUUGGGGAUGAGUAAGGAGGCUGCUUGGAGCUCUGUGGUUUCAGGCAUUUUACAUGAGCAUUAGAAGUUUCAUGAAUUGGAUUUGGCCAAUCAUAUUGACAUCGACUCAAAGGCACAAUUUCGAGGAGUCAAACUAUGAUCUUAAAUACAUCUUGAGGAAGAAGUACCCUAAGACGUAUGAUGGGCUUGAUUUAAGUGCUAAAGGUGUAACCCCUGUUAUUUAUGAACCCAUAUAACAGGUAGAAGGGGGAAGGGCCUAGUGUACCUCGCAUGCCCCGCUCUAAUCAGCCUAGGUAUAAAGCCCCUAGGACCUUAUGUGAGCAAGGCUUGAUCUCAGGGAUCAAGCGUCAGACAUGCAUUCUUACUUAGGGGAGAGCCAUCAUUGGCAGUAGUGUGCGAGUUCCCGGAUUGAUCAUAUGAUGGAGAGGCAGAAGCAACAUUUCUAUUAUGCUUCAGAAUUCAAUGAAGCAUUAGCUAGCAUAUUUACGAGCUGCUAACUGUUUCAUAAUUCGAACUAGCCUAUGUAUUUUGCAGCUCCCAUAUAUGCACCAUACUCUUGCAGCUUGACUCUAGUAAACCACCUCUGAUAACAACAGCUGCUGAUGAUGAAAAGGAGGAGAAGGAUUAAGUGUUUCAGAGAUUAUAUUUGUUUUCUUGAUUGAGUUUUUAUUGUACUUGUUUUAUGUUUCUUUGCAUUUAGUUAACACCAAAUCAUA